GAGGACGAGGACGAUGGCUUUCGUUAUCGUUAUCUGUACGAUCAGAGACUAGGCAAGCAAUUCAGAGCUGAAGAACGACACAAACGACGGCAAUGGAGGGCUACUCCUAUGAUGAAGACUUGGCCGAGAAUCGAUUCUUCACCAUCAUGCAGACCAAAUAUCGGCAGCUACACCAGCAAGCUGCUAGACAGCGAUUACUGAUCUGCAUACCGAGGACCGGAGUCUUUGCUCGUUUCUCUCUAACCCAAGCUGACUUUGAGUCGCACAUACUCCAACCCAACGAUGGGAAGUCUGGAUGCUACACAACCCUCAACAACAAGGAGGUACAACUCAGUGGUGACUCCAUUACCACGACCAAAGGAUUUAAAGAGAUAAGAAUCGUUCACAUCCUGUUUGAAGAGACCUACUAUAACGAUCAGGACGAUAGUUAUAGGGUCGUCUGUAUAGAUAGGUUGCUGGAAGGCGGAAAUGAGGUGGUUGAGGAUCCCGUGUCAACGUGUCUAGAAACCUUGGAUGAUUGUGCAGAUUUCCUGUGGGGAAGUAAAUAUAGUAAAUACUCUCAGAAACAGGUGGACGACCUCGUCACAAAUUUCCGUAACACAAGCCAACAGAUGGAGACCCUACGACACACCAUUGAUGAGACCAGCGCACUGUUUUCCAUGGCCAUGCAAAUAGCACUCAGAGACUCCGUCCUGCGCAAGACAGUACGUCAGCAUCAUGGUCACAUGGAUAACCUCAAGACGUCGAUGGAGACCUACAUCCUGCACGGUGUGUAUGGCAAAGUCUUCAAGGCUAUCAGCUCCUUCCUAGCCAGCCAGGAUGCAGCAUUGAACAAGACCACCAGGAAUCUCUCAGAGCUCCAGGUCCGAGAUGUCGGAGUCCGGCCAGAAUUCACGGCCAACGUUCCCCGGGCUCGACGCGAGCUGUCCACACUGAACCAGUACCGCACACCGUUGGAGAAGCUGCACUGUCUACGCCGUACCGUGAUGGCCAUCAGCCAGCCGGGGUUUAGAGCACGCUCCAAGGAACCAGCUCCAGCGAUGUCCUCGGAUGACUUGCUCCCUUUACUGGUCUACCUGGUGGUGAAAGCAGACAUCCCUAACUGGCUGGCCAACCUCACCUUCAUGAUGAACUUUCGCUUCUCCAGCUUUGCUGACGGGGAAUUCGGGUUUUAUCUGGCUUCCAUCGAGGCGGCCGUGGAGCAUGUCAAGAUGGGCAACAUGAGCAAUGUAGUGAUCGGUGCCGCCAACCCAGAGAAGCUGCAUGUACUACGCAGGAUGAUGUCCACUGACAGUAUGUGGCAGAAUAUAGACCAAGCCGAUACAGAUACUUCAGCAAUCGAUGUGCUUUUUCAGCAUGCCAGGGAAGGACACACCACAGACGUAGCCAAGAUGCUAGAACUCAGCUCCAACGAUCACAGCUGGCUCCUAGACCAGAUGUGCCACCCGCUGUGCGGCUGCGACAAAUGUGAGGAACUGGUGGCCACGAAGCGUAAUGAUCCGCGAGCAGUGACGGCAUCAUCUAGAGAUGACCGAGGCGGUACUGCCAUGCAUGUAGCCGCAAUGUACGGUCAUACUGAUGUCAUUAAUGUUCUGUUGUUGAGAGGUGGCGAUGUUAAUGCUACCGAUUACCACGGCUCAACGCCACUUCAUGUAGCAUGCAGCAGAGGCCAACAACAUGUCGUAUUACUCUUAUUAGAUGAAGGAGCUUCAGUGAACGUGGAAGAUAAUGAUGGUAACACUCCCCUGCACCUCUGCUGUGCCAACGGCCAUGAAGAUUGCGUGAAAGCUAUGACGUACAGCAAUCAUGCCGUGGAUGUCAAUGCCGCAAAUUGCCAAGGUGAUACACCGCUACAUCUCACAACACGAUGGGGAUACGAAAGCUUAGUCCAGAUUCUCCUGGAGCAUGGAGCAUCAGUUGAAGCCCGCAACAGACGAAAGGAAACACCCAUCAUGUGCUCCUACAACGUCAAUGUCAGUAGAAGCCUCCAAGAAGCCGCUAACCACAACUCAGAUGGAAAGGACAAUUACAUUCAGUCCUCGAGUCCCCCUAUAGCAUCUUCUUUCAGCCCACCUGACAACACAGAUUCCUUCACGACAAGUUUUGCCAAGACUGCCAGCCGAGCUAGACAGCGAUCAAGAAGAAGUUCCUCGCCCUAUAGCAAAAUGGUUGAGAAGUUACUCAGGUCAGUUGCAGACGGGGACCUGCUGAUGGUCAAAUACCAGCUGGGCUGGCUGAGCGAUACUGACGAGAGUGACGAUGAUGAAGAGGUUUCAUUAGAUGCCAAGCUCUGCCAUCCUCUCUGCCAGUGCAGUAAAUGCGCCACCCUGCAAAAGAGAACUCUCGUUUCCUCGUCCGGUCUCAGUGUCAACUCCUGUAACGCUGAAGGUUUCUCCCCCGUCCACGUAGCGGCUGUACACGGGCACGAUUCCAUGGUGGCGCUCUUCCUGCGCAGAGGGAGUAACAUCAAUAGCCGGGGCGGCGGCAGCCAGCAGUGCACGCCGUUGCACCUGGCAUGUCAGUACAACCACCCAUUGAUUGUGAUCCAGCUCCUGCAGCACGGUGCCAAGUGCAAUGUGAAGGAUGCCAGAGGCAACACACCUCUACAUUACUGCUGUCUGAAUGGUCACGUCAAACCAGCAAAAUUCUUGAUCAAACAUGGUGCUAACGUGAACCAAACCAAUCAUCGCGGCAACACACCCCUACACGAAGCAGCCCGAUGGAACUUUGGCCAGGCCGUCAGGCUGCUGAUAGAAGAAGGCCACGCCAACCCGUUCACACGGAACAAGGCCCAGCUGAUGCCCAUCCAACUCACACAGAAUGAUGAGGUGGUAAAAAUCCUCCGCAAUGCAGCUCUGAACGCAGACCAAGGCCUGGAUGAGGUCAGCUCACCUGACCCCGGGUCAGAGGUCACGGAUACUCCUCCCACCUCACCGUAUCUGUCUCCUUCGCAAGAUGCCCAACAGGCCAACAACGCAUCUCAAGGAGCAUCCGGAAAUCUUGGGUCCCUGCCGAGGCAUGUCAGCCCCAAAGAUCUCUUCCUGUCCUCGGCCAGCAUGGAGAUGCAGCAGCUCCAAGCCCUCAAUCAGUCGGUGAGAGCCUUUGACAAAGCCCGGAGAUUGCGUCGCUCCAUCACCCAAGACAAGAGCGAGCCCUUGCCUGCAUGGAUGAAGCACCAGUAUCACAUCCAGCACUUUGAUCACAACAAACUGAGGCACGUCAGCACCGUGGACAAGAGCCAGCCCCGGCGUAUCAUUAGAGCACCCUCACUUGACGAGGCCGAGCCACCCCGUCAAGGCGUCGAAGGCUGGAUUGCAGGAAAUACGGGGGUUUCAGAGGAGAGUCCCGAUGUAGGUGGAGAUAGGGGCAGCAUCGAUGGGAUAGCUGAGGGGACACAAGCAACAUCAGCUGAUGGGGUUUCAAUUUCUGAUCAGGGAGAAGAGACGACAAGUGACAAUGGCUUGAAACAGACAGCGUUGGGACCACUAAAUCCUGACGUCCUAAAUGAGCCCAACCAAUUCGUUGCCCUGACCACUGAAAACGUCAGGAGUAGUCAUGAAGAUAGCGAGAUAACUGAGGGUAGUCGCGCGGCCAUUGAUGAGCCAAGCCCACUCCAAGAACAUGCAGUGCCCGAGGACAGACCCCGGGCAAAUGCUGCAAAGAAAUACAAGUCUAUCAUUUCAUUUGCGGAAUCUGAGACCGAGCCUGAUCCUGGUGAGCCAAGAAGUCAUUUGGGGACCCAGGAGAUGAAAGAUAGAGAUAUUAACAAUGAACAAGUGCUCAGUGUUAGAGACAAGACUCGCACUGCAGAAUUGAGCGAUGAUACUGAAGCAGAAUCAGAACCAGUGGUUUCAGAGGAUGAUGUAAAGACUUCAGGCCCAGAUGGUCCGACGCCUUCGAGUGAAGAUGCAACCGGGAGCUCUACUCAAGCGCCCUCUUCUCCGACAGAGAUGCAGGAUGUGAUGGCCCACGCGCACAUCACACCGCCCUCGCCGGGGCACCGGCGCGUCGGUUCCAACAUCAGCCUGGACCAGAUGACCUCGCUGACGUUGAGCAUGAACGCGUACGCCGAGGCUGCGCCGUCCUCGGAACCAACGUGCGGAUCGGGAGACCUCGAGAAGACAGGCUUUGCGGAGGUGUUGAGAGGGGACUUGGAUCAGGAUCUCACUGAUGCCAAACGUUUAGAGCAACAGCAAGAGGCUCUGUUAAGCACUCCACUGACAGACUCUGAAAUUGAUUGCAUGGAGCCGCUAAACCAGGACGGCCAUAUCAGCUAAAUUCAAAAAUUAAGAAUCGUUUGAUCAGGCUCCGACUAAUUGUCACAUGCUGGGUAGAGAUCUUUUCUAAAGGCACAAAUAUAUUCAACUGCAUGUAUUGAAGUUAUUAUUAAUAUUUAAUAGGAGCAGGAAAGAGUCGUACACUCCCUGUGUUAACUUGUUAAAUAAAGGUUGGAAUAUCUUGAUCGAAUGCUGUUUUGCAUUUGAAUUCAUUGUGUACCAUGGAAGGUGCAGUUUAGCCUACUGAGCUGGUUGGGGGUUCAUCAAUAACGUAUUUCAGGCGUCCCCCCUGACAAUAGUUUGCAUUUGCUGAUUACAUUAUUUUACUUGCAAUGCAUAACUUGCAUGUUUAACCUGAAAAAAAAUCUUCCUGGAGGUCAUUUUUGAAAAUGACACUUCAAAGUGGA
Molecule: messenger RNA, 4684 nt
Organism: Patiria miniata (bat star)
Lineage: Eukaryota; Metazoa; Echinodermata; Asteroidea; Valvatida; Asterinidae
Gene: ankrd27
Product: ankyrin repeat domain-containing protein 27-like
Exons: 24
Coding region: 93-4277 (1394 amino acids)
Biological process (GO): neuron projection morphogenesis; early endosome to late endosome transport
Cellular component (GO): plasma membrane; neuron projection; transport vesicle
Molecular function (GO): guanyl-nucleotide exchange factor activity; SNARE binding
Source: RefSeq, a predicted model, not a curated record